GCGGAAAUCCUGCCAGGCUUUACCUGCUCUCCCUCGUUUAUUUACUUUGCGGCCACCGCUUGUAGGGAGCAGAUACAUCAUCGGUGCCCAAUAGAGGGGCAUGAGGGGACACAGCUAAGACUAAAAAAAAAAAAUUGUCACCAUAUCCUCCGCACGUGCAGAGGGCCGGUAGUAUAAAACACGAUGAAAGGAAGGUGUUGUCAAUGAUAUCUGACGACCGGUCGCUGGGCACAGCCGUCCAGGGCGCUGUCCCCGCGCGCUCCGAUGGGACGAGAGACGCCAGCCCCAGGGUAACCGGAGGCACGUCGCGGGCCGCGCGCGGGAAGCUGUGAUCCGGGUCGGGUGCCGGCUCUGCGGCGGCCGCAGCGACACGACCCCGCGGGACAGGCCAGAGAUCCCGUCCUGCAGCUCUCAAGUUUCCGUCGGAUGCAGUAAACGAUUGUCACGGUUGAUUUUCAAGUAGCAGAAAGAGCUACAACUUCUCAUUAGCGGAACUUUUCGAGUUGCAUUCAAUGCCUAACGUUGCAGAAGCAGAAAGGGCAAAUGAUUCUGGAAAUGGUGAGCACCAAGCCGAGAGGACGUCUCCCGACGAGAAUCUACAAGGCGCUGCACCGUCUUUCUGCACUCGUGCCUCGGGGGCGCCCUUGGGCCCCAAAGGAGACGGUCAUUAUCCGUGGAGCUGUCCAGUGACCCAUACUCGGGAGAAGAUUUAUGCCAUCUGUUCGGACUACGCCUUUCUCAACCAGGCCACCUCAAUCUACAAACCUCCGAAUUCAACCCGCUCUUCCUGCCUCCCUGAUAGUACGUCUUUGUCUGCUGGAAAUAAUCCAUCACGAUACAUUGGCAUCCCAGCUAGCACGUCGGAAAUCAUCUACAAUGAAGAAAAUAGCUUGGACAACUUAUCCAAUAGCCUGGGCAAGCUACCUCUCGCAUGGGAAAUUGAUAAAUCUGAAUUUGAUGGGGUGACCACGAAUCUGAAACACAAAUCAGGCAAUGUAAAGAAACAAACUUGCAAGAAAAAAACUUCAGACAAAAAAGGAAGACAUCAAAGGGAGUGGCCUCAGUAUUCUCCUCUUGAAGAUAUUAAGCAGCGGAAAGUAUUAGAUCUCAGAAGAUGGUACUGCGUAAGCCGACCGCAGUAUAAGACCUCCUGUGGCAUCUCCUCACUAAUCUCCUGCUGGAACUACUUGUACAGCACAAUGGGAGCUGGAAACCUUCCACCUAUUACCCAGGAAGAAGCUUUACAUAUUCUGGGCUUUCAACCUCCAUUUGAAGAUAUUAGGUUUGGCCCGUUCACUGGAAACACGACACUCAUGAGGUGGUUUAGGCAAAUCAACGACCACUUUCACGUCAAAGGAUGCUCGUAUGUGCUGUAUAAGCCCCACGGGAAGAAUAAAACAGCCGGAGAAACGGCUUCAGGGGCCUUGUCGAAGUUAACUCAUGGAUUGAAAGAUGAAUCGCUGGCCUAUAUCUAUCAUUGCCAAAAUCAUUAUUUUUGUCCAAUUGGCUUUGAAGCAACCCCUGUGAAAGCUAAUAAAGCAUUCAGCAGGGGCCCCCUCUCACCACAAGAAGUAGAAUAUUGGAUCUUAAUUGGAGAAUCAAGUAGAAAACAUCCUGCUAUUCACUGUAAAAAGUGGGCAGAUAUUGUUACUGAUCUCAACACUCAAAAUCCAGAAUAUCUAGAUAUCCGACACUUAGAGAGAGGACUGCAGUAUCGAAAAACAAAGAAGGUUGGGGGAAAUUUACAUUGCAUCAUAGCGUUCCAGAGACUUCAUUGGCAAAGAUUUGGCAUUUGGAACUUUCCAUUUGGAACCAUUAGACAAGAAUCACAACCUCCAGCACACGGCCAGGGAAUAGCCAAAUCUGAGAGUGAAGAUAAUAUCUCCAAGAAGCAGCAUGGGCGUCUGGGCCGGUCAUUCAGCGCUAGUUUCCAUCAGGACUCGGCAUGGAAAAAGAUGUCCAAUAUUAGCAUUUGGUUGAACCAGGCACUGAGAGGAGUCCGGGAUCGCCACGGGAACUCAAUAGAAAACGCACAUCUUCUGACUUUGUUUCAUCGUCUCUGCAAACUCUUAUUUUUUCGAAUUCGUCCUAUUUUUGUGUUUGAUGGGGAUGCUCCACUAUUGAAGAAACAGACUUUGGCUAAGAGAAGGCAGAGAAAGGAUUUGGCGACCAGUGAUUCCAAAAAAACUACGGAGAAGCUUUUGAAAACAUUUUUGAAAAGACAAGCUAUCAAAACUGCCUUCAAAAGCAAAAGAGGUGAAGCGCUCCCCAGUCUUACCCACGUUAAAAGAGAAGAUGACCUCUAUGCUUUGCCACCUUUACAGAAGGAAGAGAAAAACAGUUCAGAAGAAGAAGAUGAAAAAGAAUGGCAAGAAAGAAUGAGUCAGAAACAAGCCUUACAGGAAGAGUUCUUUCAUAAUCCUCAAGCAAUAGAUAUUGAAUCUGAAGAGUUCAGCAGUCUGCCUCUUGAAAUAAAGCAUGAAAUCUUGACAGAUAUGAAAGAAUUUACCAAGCGAAGAAGAACUUUAUUUGAAGCAAUGCCAGAGGAGUCUAAUGACUUUUCACAGUACCAGCUCAAAGGCUUGCUUAAAAAAAACUACCUAAACCAACACAUAGAAAAUGUCCAAAGGGAAAUGAAUCAGCAGCAAUCAGGACAAAUCCAAAGACAAUAUGAAGAGGAAGGGGGCUUUUUGAAGGAGGUGGAGUCGAGGAGAGUGGUCUCCGAAGACACUUCACAUUACAUCUUGAUAAGAGGUAUUCAGGCCAAGAAAGCUGCAGAGGUGGGUUCAGACGCUCUUCCUUCUUCCAGCGAAAGGCACAGCAAGUCUUUUGACCUGACGUCCUCCCCUUGUGAAAAACUGAGGCCACAGGACGAGGCUAGUGCCACCAGUCCUCCAGGAACAUCCCUGACUGCGCAGGCCACCAUGCUGGGGGGCAGCUCGGAGGAGGCCUGCGACGACGCCCAGGGCGCGUCCGUGUCACCGCGGACUCUCCUAGCCAUUCAGAAAGCCCUUGACGACGACGAAGCGGAAGUGUGCGCAGGAAACGACGUGGGGCCCGGGGUGGCGGGGGCGGGAGAGCCGCCCGAGGACAGUUCCGAGGGGGAAGCUGACGGACGCCUUGAAGACGAUGACGGGAGAGGGAUGCUGCCGCCCACAGAUCCCCUCCUGACCUGCGCGAGCUCCGCUCUGGAGUGCGAGACCGGCCCUGACAGUGGCCAGAGGCCCGCGGACGUGGCCCGUUUGCCCCGGCCCAUCAGCCACUCUCGUGUUCCAGAACAAGAAAUGUCACCGAGCCAUGUGGUGGACGGCGCCUUUGAGACCCGAGAUGGGCCCGAAAUUCCAGGUCAAAAGGACGGGGUUCCUUCGGAUAGCGCGGCGAUGAGGUGCAGCGAGGCCCCCCGGCUCCAGGGCGGGGAACCGGCUCCAGCAUCAACGGUGAGCUCGAGUCCUGCGUGGAUAAGCGACGCACACGCCGGAUCGCCGGGGCUCAAGGGCGGGGAGCGGGCUCCCGCGUGGACGAGCGACGCACAGGCCUCAGCGCCCGGGCUCCAGGGCGGGGAGCGGGCUCCAGCUUCGAGGAAUGACGCUCAGGCCGCAGCACCCUGGCUCCAGGCAGACCGCAGUCGGUCUGGCGGUAGCUGCGACUCCUCUGCUCUUUCAGGUGAGGACGAAGCAGAAUGUGAAAAACGUCCUCUUUCUGAAGUCACUGGCGCUGUCCUUUUGCAAGAAAUGAGUAAGACACAAAGUGUCCCUUCAGGGGCAAAUAGUAACUUCGAAACUGCGGGAUCAUCUGAUGCUAAGGAGCAUGAGAACUUCCCGAAAACGAGCCAAGAAGGCGACACAGUGGAAUCUGCAGACGAGGAGGACUUCAUUUCAGUUCCGGAGUCCGCGGAGCCCCUGGGUAGCGACUCUGAAGAAAGCGAAUCCGACGGAAGUUUCAUUGAGGUCCAGAGUGUACCUAGUAGUGAUGAACUUCAAGCUGAGUUACAGGAACCUUCUAGGCCUCCCUCUGGACAAGAUGAAGAGGAACCAAUAGGAACUAAGAAGGAAGAAGCCACUGGUGACUCUGAGGGUCUCCCAAGACACAACUCUGGAAGUGAGGCCUUGGAUAUUGAGCCAUGUGAAGACGCUGAAAAAGAGGCAGACAGUUCACUCAACGAAUGGCAAGAUAUUAAUUUGGAGGAACUGGAAACACUGGAGAGCGACCUGUUGGCACAGCAGAAUUCACUGAAAGCACAGAAGCAGCAGCAGGAACGGGUUGCUGCUACUGUCACCGGGCAGAUGUUUCUGGAAAGCCAGGAACUUCUUCGCCUGUUCGGCGUCCCCUACAUCGAGGCUCCCAUGGAAGCAGAGGCUCAGUGUGCCCUCCUGGACCUGACUGACCAGACUUCUGGAACAAUCACCGACGACAGUGAUAUUUGGCUGUUUGGAGCACGGCAUGUCUAUAAAAACUUUUUUAAUAAAAACAAGUUUGUGGAAUAUUACCAGUACGUGGACUUUCACAACCAACUGGGACUAGACCGGAACAAGUUAAUCAAUUUGGCCUAUUUGCUUGGAAGUGAUUAUACAGAAGGAAUACCAACUGUGGGUUGUGUUACAGCCAUGGAAAUUCUCAACGAGUUCCCUGGACAUGGCCUGGAACCUCUCCGAAAGUUCUCAGAGUGGUGGCAGGAGGCUCAGCAUAAUAAGAAGAUAAGACCUAACCCUUAUGACACCAAAGUGAAGAAGAAACUGCGCAAGCUGCAGCUCACGCCCGGCUUCCCCAACCCGGCCGUGGCCGACGCUUACCUCCGGCCUGUGGUGGAUGAGGCCCGGGGCUCCUUCCUGUGGGGGGCGCCGGACCUGGACAGAAUCAGAGAGUUUUGUGAGCGUUAUUUUGGCUGGAACAGGGCGAAGACAGAUGAGUCUCUGCUUCCAGUAUUAAAGCAACUGAACGCCCAGCAGACACAGCUCCGAAUCGAUUCUUUCUUUAGAUUGGCUCAACAGGAGAAACAAGAUGCCAAGGGUAUCAGGAGCCAGAGACUUAACAGAGCUGUGACAUGUAUGCUGAGAAAAGAAAGAGAAGAAGUGGCCAGUGAAGUAGAAGCGGUGUCCGUUGCCAUGGAGAAGGAGAGUGAGUUCCUGGAUACAGCACAAGGAGGAAGAACGCAGAAGAGAAGCAGGGUAGAUGAACAGGAAGAAUCCUCAAACCUGAAAAGAGAGAGGCUUUUAGACUCUAAGCAAGAGAGUGCAUGUGGUGGGUUCCUGGGGGGCGCCUGCCUUUCGCCAUCAUCUGGGGCAUCUUCAGGGGAGGAUGCUGAGUGUGGAUCUUCAGUGAGCCCGCACAGGGGGAGAGCAGCCGCGGGGCCCCCCGUCGGCCGUCCGGCUCCGCAGAGCGCCCCACGCCCUGCCCCUGUCCCCUGCGGAGACUCGACCAGCAGCAGCUCCAGUGACGAGGACCCGGCGGCACCAGUGCUGGUGACUGCCAGAUCUGUGUUUGGGAAGAAAAAGGGCAAACGGAGAGGUACCAGAGGAAAAAAGAGGAAAAGCUAAUUUAAACCAGUGUGUUCUCUGUUAUUGGGUAAAGCUUAACAUCUCGUAAUGAAUUCUUUGUGAUGAAAUAGAACAAUUAAAGGUAUUCACGCAAUUUU
Molecule: messenger RNA, 5632 nt
Organism: Suricata suricatta (meerkat)
Lineage: Eukaryota; Metazoa; Chordata; Mammalia; Carnivora; Herpestidae
Product: basic immunoglobulin-like variable motif-containing protein
Exons: 24
Coding region: 513-5534 (1673 amino acids)
Biological process (GO): nucleotide-excision repair
Cellular component (GO): nucleus
Molecular function (GO): DNA endonuclease activity; single-stranded DNA binding
Source: RefSeq, a predicted model, not a curated record